AUGCGCGAACGCGACCUCCGCAAACAAGCUCUCGAAUCCGGCAAAACCGUCUCCCGCGCCGCCCGCUCCAAACUCACCACCCCCUCCUCCAGCCGCGCCAAUAGCGCCACCCCGUCCCGUGUCGGGUCCCGCCUCCCAUCCCGCAACGCCUCGGACGACGACGAGGACGGAUUGAGCGAUACCACGCAAUGGAGCACGGCCAGCAUCGAUGAGAUGAUCUCGCCUCCUGGCGGUGGCGAGGAGCUCGAGGGGGAAGGCACGGAUGCCUGGGUGGGGGUGUUGGAGAGUCAGAUGGAGGAGAUUGUGGAGAGGAAGCGGAGUUCGGCGCAAGGGAGGGAGGAGGCGCUGCGGAUGUUUUGUGCGCUGGUGACGAGACACUAUGCUGCGGAGCAAUUGAAGGGGAGGACGGGGGAGUUGGUGGCGGCGAUGUUGAAGAGUGUUAAGGGGGCGGGGAGUGGAAAGGAGGUUGUGCUUGCGCUGAAGGCGUUGGCGUUGGUCGUUGUGACGGAGCCGAGUGAUGAGGUGUAUGAUGCUCUUUCUGGUCCGGUAAAGACCUGUAUUUCCGACUCGGCGUUCCCUGCGGCGAAAGUGGCGGGAUUACGUUGUCUCAGCGUCGCGACAUUUUACGGCGGUGCCACGCUGGAGGAGACGGAAGGCGUGAUGGAAUUUCUCCUGGAUGUCGUUUCUUCGGAUGGUGCGGUGGUGGGCGAGAUGGAUGAUAGUGCUAUCGUUACCGCGGCGAUUGAGGAAUGGGGGUUCCUGGCGACGCAGAUGGAGGAUCUGGAAGAGGGGACGGAGACCGCGAUGGAGACGUUUGUCGAGCAGUUGGAGAGUGCGAGCGCGGAGGUGCAGAUCGCGGCGGGCGAUUGUAUUGCACUGUUGUACGAGAAGAGUUAUACCGAUGCCGAGUCUGACGAAGAACCCGCCGAAGAGGACGAAGACGAGGAUCAGACAAACGGCCACAAUCAUGGUCCGCGGAUGGUGAAGCGCUACACGGUCUACAGAAACCUCCCCCAGCUCCUCUCGACCCUCACCGCCCUCUCCAAACUCUCGUCCAAACACCUCUCAAAGAAGGAUAGGAAACAACUCCAUAUUACUUUCUCCGACAUCCUAACUACAGUCGAGAAACCCACCCGCGGCCCACGAUACAGCACUGCGCUGGAUGAGGAGGGGAGGGAGAUGGGGAGUCGGUUGAAAGUCGCUGUGGGGAGAGGGGGCGGUAGGAUGACCAUCGAUAAGUGGUGGAAGUUGCAUCGGUUGCAUGGGCUGAAGAGGUUGUUGGGGGAGGGGUUUUUGGUGCAUUAUGCGGGGAAUCAGGUGGUUUUUGAUAGUUUGCCGGUUUUUGUUGAGGAGUGA
Messenger RNA from Recurvomyces mirabilis, 1356 nucleotides. RefSeq lists its product as uncharacterized. The record is from RefSeq and is a predicted model, not a curated record. The coding region runs from base 1 to 1356 and encodes 451 amino acids. The transcript has a single exon. NCBI's taxonomy places the organism in Eukaryota, Fungi, Ascomycota, Dothideomycetes, Mycosphaerellales, Teratosphaeriaceae.